Lycium barbarum (goji berry) is the source of this 2264-nucleotide messenger RNA. RefSeq names its product bZIP transcription factor 29-like. NCBI's taxonomy places the organism in Eukaryota, Viridiplantae, Streptophyta, Magnoliopsida, Solanales, Solanaceae. The transcript has 5 exons. The coding region runs from base 318 to 1967 and encodes 549 amino acids. Gene Ontology annotation, biological process: regulation of DNA-templated transcription. The record is from RefSeq and is a predicted model, not a curated record. Gene Ontology annotation, cellular component: nucleus. Gene Ontology annotation, molecular function: DNA-binding transcription factor activity.
UAGAGUCUUGUCAUGAAAUCCGUGUAAUAAUAGUUGUUGUAAGUAGAAAUCUUCAUUGAUACACUGAGAUAGAGAUAGAGAGAGAGAGAGAAACAAAGAAAAAAAUCACCAAACAAAUAUUUAUAGCAAAAAAGAAGAAAAAAGUUACACACACAAAGAGAGAGAACAAAAAACAGAAAAAUAGAGGAGCGUGCUGAGUGGAUUCACACUUAGCUUUGAAAUUCAGGUGUAACUGUACUGUAAAGCUAGGAUUUUGGUAAAGUUGAAGUCUUUUUUUCAGUAGUUGACUGGUAGAGUUGAAAUAUUUGUGCAAAAAAAUGGCUGGUGACAAUGAUGAAGGUAAUAGUGAUAUGGUGCAAAGACUUCAAUCAUCAUUUGGUACGUCAUCUUCCUCAAUCCCUAAACAACUUCAACCUAUUUCAAUGAACCAAUUGGAUAUACCCCAGUUGACUAAUACUUCCCAAUUUCGUGGUCAAAUGAGGCAAUUUUCACCCAAUUUUGGUGUUGAAAAUAGUACUAAAAGAGUAGGGAUACCACCUUCUCACCCGCAAAUGCCCCCUAUUUCACCAUAUUCUCAGAUCCCUGUAACCCGACCCGGGAAUAAUCAGCAAAUGGGCAUAGGGCCAUCGCAUUCGCGAUCUUUAUCUCAGCCGGCGUUUUUCUCACUGGAUUCCUUGCCACCUUUGAGCCCUUCACCGUAUAGGGAAUCCCCGUCCACGUCCAUGUCUGACCCGAUAUCUGCUGACGUGUCGAUGGGUGGGGAUCAGGAUGGCAAUUCACAUUCCUUAUUGCCCCCCACGCCUUUCUCGAGGUGUAAUUCGUCGAGGCAAGGAGAGAGUCGUCCUCCUCGUAAGGCUCAUCGGAGGUCUAAUAGUGAUAUCCCAUUCGGCUUUUCUCCUAUAAUGCAGUCCUCGCCGCCACUUGUUCCAUUAAGGGAUAAUAAACCAGUUCAGUUGGUUAAACGUGAAUCAAUGUGGGAUAAUAGAGGAAAUGAUAACAGCAAUGUUGAAGGGAUGGGUGAGAGGAAAUCCGAAGGAGAAGUUGUGGACGACCUUUUUAAUGCAUAUAUGAAUUUGGAAAAUUUUGAUGCGUUUAACUCUUCGGGUAAUGAGAACCGUGAAGAUUUAGAUAGUAGAGCGAGUGGUACAAAGACGGGUGAUAGUAGUGAUAAUGAAGCAACAAGCAGUGUUAAUGACAGUGGUGGAAGUAACAAAAGGAGUGCUGUGGGAGAUAUUGCUCCGACCACGAGACACUAUAGGAGUAUUUCGAUGGACAGUUUUAUGGGAAAGUUGAACUUCGUUGAUGAUUCACCAAAGUUGCCUCCGUCUCCUGGACCACGCCCGGGCCAACUCUCUCCAACCAAUUCACUUGAUGGAAAUUCAAACAGCUUCAGUUUGGAAUUCGGAAAUGGUGAAUUUAGCGGAGCUGAAUUGAAGAAAAUUAUGGCAAAUGAGAAACUUUCAGAGAUAGCUUUAACGGAUCCAAAACGAGCCAAAAGGAUUUUAGCCAACCGUCAAUCUGCUGCUCGUUCUAAAGAACGAAAGAUGAGAUAUAUUGCUGAGUUAGAACACAAGGUACAGACGUUGCAGACUGAAGCCACCACAUUGUCUGCUCAAUUGACCAUGUUGCAGAGAGAUUCUGCUGGGCUAACGAGCCAAAAUCAUGAGCUGAAGUUCCGUUUGCAAUCCAUGGAACAGCAAGCCCAACUCCGUGACGCUCUAAAUGAAGCAUUGACCGCUGAAGUACAACGCUUGAAGAUUGCAACCGCUGAGCUUAAUGCAGAUGCUUCCAAGUUUCAGCAGCUUUCUCUCAAUCCUCAAAUGUUCCAGUCUCAGCAACCGCAGUCUAAUCAGCGAAACAUGCAUCAGUUGCAGCAGCAGCAGCAGCAACAACAGUCAUCUCAGCCUCAACAACAUGCUCAGGCACGGCAACCCUCCGCACCUUCAAAACAUGAAUCAAAGAAGUAGCUUUUGGGAAUAUCCGAUCAUCGUAAUAUUUAUAUUAGUUUGUCGAUAGAUGUUGCAAGUGAUUUCAUAUCAUUCAAUGCAUUCAUUCAUUAGUUCUGCAUUCACAACAAAACACACUAAGGCGUGGUAUUUAUUAUCUAUAGGACAUGCAUGUUCAUUGGAGUAAAUUAGUCACAGAGGGGCUUUAGACGUAUACAGUUCGUCUUUUUUUGUUCCACAAGGAUAUUGAAUUCAAGGUCAUAUGAACUUGACUCGUUUUGUUAUUAGGGAAGGUAAAUUGAAAUUCGACUUGCUUCA